Musca domestica (house fly) is the source of this 1080-nucleotide messenger RNA. It is a transcript of the gene Trax, whose product is annotated as translin-associated protein X. The coding region runs from base 85 to 936 and encodes 283 amino acids. Gene Ontology annotation, molecular function: sequence-specific DNA binding; RNA endonuclease activity; RNA binding. The record is from RefSeq and is a predicted model, not a curated record. The transcript is spliced from 2 exons. NCBI's taxonomy places the organism in Eukaryota, Metazoa, Arthropoda, Insecta, Diptera, Muscidae. Gene Ontology annotation, cellular component: cytoplasm; nucleus.
UAGUGUUUGUCAUCGUCCCUUUGCCAGAUCCAAUUGGAUUUGUUUUUAGUUUGGAGCAAUUGAUUUCCAACAAAUUUCACGAAAAUGCCGGGAAACAACGGACGCCAUCAUCAAUUUAAGAAGAAUUUCAAGAAAGACCGCCCCUUAAUCGAUGAAAAUAAUCCCGUGCUAAAAGCUUUCCAAGCAUAUGCCAUUGAAUUGGAUGCAAAACAUGAUCGCUAUGAACGCAUUGUCAAAAUGAGUCGUGACAUUACCAUUGAGUCGAAAAGGAUCAUCUUUCUGUUACAUUCCAUCGACAUACGUAAGAAUAACAAACAAAAGGUAUUGGAUGAGGCCCAGACGCGUUUGGAAAAAGUGAUAACCUGCAAUUUCAAAGCCAUUGCUGAAGAAUUGCAUGACCAUGAUCCAUAUCAAUUUCGUGGUGCAUAUUCUCCGGGUCUACAAGAAUUCAUCGAGGCCUAUACCUUUAUGGAGUACAUAAAAUAUGUUGAAAACGAGGAGGACUCAAAUCAGGGAGAAAUGAUUGAUUGGAAUGGACUGCAAAAGAAAAUGACUUAUCCAGCCGGGGAGGAUAAUGCUGAUCAAUCCAACAGCGUGGAAAAGUCAUUCUUUGUCGAUCCCAAUGAAUAUAUUUUGGGUGUCUCUGAUCUCACCGGAGAGCUUAUGCGCCGCUGUAUAAAUUCUUUGGGAAGUGGUGAAACUGAUACUUGUCUAUCCUGCUGUAAAGCACUGCAGAAAUUUUAUACAGGUUAUUUCAGUAUAAAUGUCCGCCGAUGCCGUGAGUUGUCACGUAAAAUUUACACAAUGCGCCAGAGUGUUUUGAAGGCCGAAAAUGUUUGCUACAACGUCAAGGUUCGGGGUGGUGAAGCAGCCAAAUGGGGUGCCAUGUUUGAUGGUAAAUCCAUUGGUGAUGAUAUUGAUGAGGGAUUUUUCUAAGCAAUCAACAAUCUGCGGAAUUUUUUAAAAAUAUAAUUUUAAGUCUUUUUAUUAUUCUUUGAUAUUAACGUUUUUCACCAAAACUGAAUUUUUUUAUUUUAACAUUAAUGGAAUAAAAACUCGCCCAUGGUCCAAAAUAUCGAA